Chrysoperla carnea is the source of this 1527-nucleotide messenger RNA. Its product is annotated as carboxypeptidase B-like. NCBI's taxonomy places the organism in Eukaryota, Metazoa, Arthropoda, Insecta, Neuroptera, Chrysopidae. Gene Ontology annotation, molecular function: metallocarboxypeptidase activity; zinc ion binding. Bases 60 to 1517 code for a protein of 485 amino acids. The record is from RefSeq and is a predicted model, not a curated record. The transcript is spliced from 5 exons. Gene Ontology annotation, biological process: proteolysis.
ACAACAGCCUACAUCAACAAUUAACAACAAUAUAAGAAAAUAACAUCUAAUUUAUAACAAUGGGUCAUCCAAUAUUCCCAUUGUUGUUUGUAUUAUUCUUGACAACGAUUGUUAACUGUCAUCUCACUAAAUCAUCUUAUUCCUCAAGUUUGUUUGUUGAAGAUGAUGAACCAAUUGUUAAACAACUAGGUAAAUCAAGAAAUGGUCGAGAGGAAUUUAUUGUUGAAGAUACAAAAAUUGAAGGUAACACAGAUGUUUCUGUUGAAGAUCCAGAAAUCCCGAAUAAUUCUAGUGGCGAAAAUGUGGUAACUAAAGGUGUUGAAGCACGUGUUUCGUAUUCUGGUGCUCAAGUUUGGAAAUUCCGAUUAAGUAAUUUACAAGUAUUAAACGAAUUAAAUAAAUUAAAUCAAGAAAAAGAAAUUGGCUGGUGGGGGGGAAAUAUCACGUACAUUGAUAUGAUGGUAAAACCUUCAAGUCGACAAGUUGCUCAUGAGAUCCUUACAAAUUAUCAAGUCCCAUACGAAAUAAUUAUCAAUGAUUUACAAGAGGCAAUUGAUAAUGAAAAUCCUCAAUUUGAUGAAGAAGCUGAAUUGGCAAAUCGCAAAGGUCAUCGUAUGACUUGGCAAUCGUAUCAUCGUCUCGCCGAUAUUCAUGGAUAUUUAGAUUAUUUGGCAAACACCUAUCCCGAUUUAUGUUCUACUCAAGUAAUUGGAAAAUCCGUUGAAGGACGUGAACUAAAAAUCUUAAAAAUAUCCAAUGGAAAUGCCGAUAAUAAAGCAAUUUGGAUUGAUGGUGGAAUACAUGCCAGAGAAUGGAUAUCACCGGCUUCCGUAACAUAUAUUAUCAAUCAAAUUGUUGAAGGCUAUGAAAAUGAAUCCUCAGAUAUUAAAAGUAUUGAUUGGUACUUUUUACCGGUUUUAAAUCCUGAUGGUUACGAGUACACACAUAAGAAUGAUCGAUUAUGGCGUAAAAAUCGUGGGAAAAGUUUUUCUGGUGCUUGUGCAGGAACUGACUUAAAUAGGAAUUUUGGCUAUCGAUGGGGCGGUAAAGGUAACUCCAAAAAUCCCUGCGCAGAAACAUACGGAGGACGUAGUGCUUUCUCUGAACCUGAGGCACGUGCUGUAAAAACGUUUUUCGAAUCAGCUAAUGCCAAAUUUAAAGCAUAUUUAUCCUUCCAUUCGUAUGGACAAUUCAUCUUAUACCCAUGGGGCUAUGAAAAUGUAGUACCACCAGAUCAUAUGGAUUUACAACGUGUUGGACAAAAAAUGGCUCAAGCUAUACGGACAACUGGUGGAGCAACUUAUAAAGUUGGAUCUUCUGCAAAUUUAUUAUAUCCUGCGUCAGGAGGAUCAGAUGAUUGGGCCAAAGCAUAUGGUGUUAAAUACUCGUACACAAUUGAAUUGAGAGAUUCAGGCCGAUAUGGAUUUGUUUUACCUGCUUCAUUUAUUACUGUGACUGCUAAAGAAGCAUUGGCUGCUGUACGAGUUGUAGCUGCGGCUGUGGUUGUGACUGCCUAAAUUUUACGCU